AUGAGGCUGCGGCGGGGGAGCCGCGCGGCCGCGCUGGGCCUGGCGCUGGCGCUGUGUCAGCUGGGCCCGGCGGCGCAGGCGGUGGAGCCCAUCAGCCUGGGCCUGGCACUGGCCGGCGCCGCCGCCUCGGCCCUCACGGGCAUCAUCUACUCGCCGCGGCUCUACUGCUACUUCGCGGGCUGCUGCCGCGAGAGGCCCGGAGCCUACACCGGCGUCGCUCUUCAGGAGGAUUUGGAAAAAAAACUCUUUGGGCAGCACCUGGUGACAAAGGUGAUCGUGAAGGCCGUGGCUGGGUUUUUGAACAAUUCCAAGCCCAAGAAGCCCCUGACUCUCUCUCUGCAUGGCUGGACUGGCACUGGCAAAAACUUUGUCAGUAAGAUUGUCGCAGAGAGCGUCUACAAAGAGGGCCUCCACAGUAAAUACGUCCACCAGUUUGUGUCCACGUUGCAUUUUCCUCAUCAGCAGAACGUUACGCAGUACAAGGACCAGUUGCAGCAGUGGAUCCGUGGAAAUGUGAGCAAUUGCGCAAGGUCCAUUUUCAUAUUCGACGAGAUGGAUAAAAUGCAUGCCGGGCUCAUCGACUCCAUCAAACCUUACCUGGAUUACUAUGAAACGCUGGAUGGCGUGUCUUAUCAGAAAGCUAUCUUCAUCUUCCUCAGCAACGCAGGGGCUGAAAAGAUCACCGAAGUGGCCCUGGACUUCUGGAGGCGUGGAAAGAGAAGGGAAGAUUUGGGACUCAGGGACGUGGAGGCGUCCGUCUCCGUCUCUGUUUUCAACAACAAAAACAGUGGCUUUUGGCACAGCAGCCUGAUUGACCGGAACCUCAUUGAUUAUUUUAUCCCCUUCCUGCCUCUGGAGUACAAGCACGUGAAAAUGUGCAUCAGGGCUGAGCUUGAAUUCCGCGGCUAUGUAGUGGACGAGGAAGUCGUGACUCGAGUGGCGGAUGAGAUGACCUACUUCCCAAAGGAAGAGAGAAUCUAUUCGGACAAAGGAUGCAAGACUGUGUACACUAAAUUGGAUUUCUACUAUGACUUGUAGUGAUGUCUCCUGAUCUCAUCUUCCAAGGAAAUGAAUCACAGAACAUGGAGAAACUGAUUUUUAAUCCAUCGGGGCUGGGAGCUUAUUCAAAACAAGACGAAAUUGGGGCAUUUUCUUAGGAGAGCUGCUGCGUGUCAGCCGGGUCCAGCGAGCUGCUGAACGAUUCUGGUUACUGUGAAAAAUGACGUGUCGCGACUUUGAUGGACCAGGAAGAGAGAGGGCUGGUCCGUGUGAUUCAACCUGCUUCUAAUCGGAAUUCUGAUCAAGACCACGUUCUGCUGCUUUGAGAACUGUGCUGCUUCUCAAGGAAUGAAGGAAUGUGCUGGCAAUGCCUAUAGAAAAAGGAACUCGGCCUUCCGGGCCGGGGCCCUCCAGAUGCGUUGGGCUACGACGCCCGCCAUGCUGGCUGUGGGAUCCUGGGAGUACGUUGGCAAGGGGUGGAGCCAAACCUUUCCUUUUCUCAGACGAUUAGCCUGAUUGCAAGUGGUUCCAGUAUUACUGGGAGCAUAAAUCUAUGCAGCAAUGUUUAAACCAUGUGCCGGGGUGCCCAGCUGUUCCCUGAAAGCUUCUGGAGGCACUUCCCUGAGGUAGGAGCUGAAGAAUUAUGAAAAGCCCCCGCUUGUUUUCCAUCUCUUUCCUGCAGUUCUUUCCAUUCCUCUGCCCUCUGCCCCAGCAAGCGCAGCAGUUCCUGACUCAAUGCAGAGCGUGGCCGAAGGUGCGUUACGCCAGCGGGUGGAUGCCAGCCCCGGAUAUGGCUCGGGGGGUGCCUGAGCCGGCGCACGGGCCACGGGGUCCUCCCCUCUGGAGCAGCGUCUUCCCCAGCCUGGUGCCAUUUGGGAGGCAUCUGCCAGCGUUGGAGGGGCACCUUCUUUGGGGAAAGGGGCUUUAGAGGUGGCUGCACCAUGGAAAUGUGAGGCAGUGCAGAAACCAAGCGGAGAACCCUCUGCAGCGCAGUGCUUGUUCGGAAGCUGCAGGAACGACUUAGGUGUGAAAGUGUGCUCAGAGAUCUUAAGUUGGGAUGAUACCCAGAUGGGGUGCCUUCGGUUCGACCCAGAAAAGGCUGGACCGCUAAUUGCAGCAGGACCUGCACCACUCCUUUGCCCAGGCUGUUCGGUGGCAUGAAAUGAAAGCUCACCCUUUGCUCAGGAUCCCGUGCAUGCUUCCUUGGGCAUUCCAUGGGACACGUCUAGGACCGCAUCUAAACAAAACUGGACUAAAUUAGUUUCAGACUGAUGGCAAAGCAUAGCUUUCAGAAGGGUAGCACUCACUUAGACUGUGCCCAAGGGUUUUUUUUCCAGAGAUUUUAAAAAUAAUAAUUUGUGAAUAAACUUUUGUUGAAUGUC
Varanus komodoensis (Komodo dragon) is the source of this 2381-nucleotide messenger RNA. RefSeq names its product torsin-1A-like. The transcript is spliced from 5 exons. Bases 1 to 1038 code for a protein of 345 amino acids. The record is from RefSeq and is a predicted model, not a curated record. Gene Ontology annotation, biological process: protein localization to nucleus; nuclear membrane organization. Lineage: Eukaryota; Metazoa; Chordata; Lepidosauria; Squamata; Varanidae. Gene Ontology annotation, cellular component: endoplasmic reticulum; nuclear envelope; endoplasmic reticulum lumen. Gene Ontology annotation, molecular function: ATP hydrolysis activity; ATP binding; kinesin binding.